Molecule: messenger RNA, 717 nt
Organism: Hordeum vulgare subsp. vulgare (domesticated barley)
Lineage: Eukaryota; Viridiplantae; Streptophyta; Magnoliopsida; Poales; Poaceae
Product: protein MAK16 homolog B-like
Exons: 4
Coding region: 212-541 (109 amino acids)
Biological process (GO): maturation of 5.8S rRNA; maturation of LSU-rRNA
Cellular component (GO): preribosome, large subunit precursor; nucleolus
Source: RefSeq, a predicted model, not a curated record
UGCGAUUGACUAGUGAUGACCUGAGACUUGAUGGUCUAACAUUUGUGCCAUUAACAUGUAACCAGGUUGAGUUACAUGCUGAUUCUUUUUUCUUUUGACAAAAGAAAAGUUAAAUGCUGAUUCACGUUGUUGUUCUACAUAAUUUUAAUGUUAACUUUUGACACAUAAAGAGUUGCUAAACACAUUAUUUUGCUCUGUUAGAGAGAAGAUAAUGACAGUCCCGAGGAAGAAAACUCAGCACGAUCUCCGAAGAUUGGAGAAAGAUGAAAAGGCUGCUCAACUAGAUAAGAGUAUUGAAAGUGAACUAAAGGAGCGCCUAAGGAAGGGUGUCUAUGGUGAAAUUUAUAAUUUCCCCUUCAAACAGUUUGAUACUAUCCUUGACAUGGAAAAAUAUGAGUUGGCUCCUGAGAUAGAAGAGGAACAAGAAGGCGAGAUAGAGUAUGUUGAAGGUGAUGAUAUCGAGAUGGGUGACAUGGAUGAUAUGGAAGAUUUUGAAGGCUUUGGUGAUGAAGAUGGUGGAAGAAGACGAGGACAGGGGUAGCAGGCAAAGGACGCGAAUGUGAUUCUCCAGGCACGGCUUCAGUAACAUGCUUGGUGUCGAUGAUGUUGUAAUUUAGAUAAUUUUGCAUGUCUUUCUCGUGAUGACCGCACCUCUCUUCUAUGUGAUCGUAGUUUAGAUGUUCGAUAUCGACUAGUCAUAUGAAGAAAAACUCGCUA